Messenger RNA from Suillus subaureus, 1824 nucleotides. RefSeq lists its product as uncharacterized. Lineage: Eukaryota; Fungi; Basidiomycota; Agaricomycetes; Boletales; Suillaceae. Bases 1 to 1824 code for a protein of 607 amino acids. The transcript is spliced from 7 exons. The record is from RefSeq and is a predicted model, not a curated record.
AUGGUCAACUAUUUGAAAAUACAAUGUGAUCUCACCAUUACAUUUGAUGGUGGGAAGGUCCAGAAGCCCAAAUCAUUCUACACUGUCCAUGUCACCACCACUGAACGGCAAACAUUUCUAUUCAAGCUUGAUGAUGCAUUGAUGCUCAGUCAUACAGCUCAUUAUAUUUGGGAGUUGUUGGAAAGUGUUAUUCUUGAUAUUAGACCCUUUCAGUUCUCUGGCUCAUCAUCAGAUGACAUGGGAAACACGAAAAAUAGCCACAGAGAUUUGUUGGCAAAACGGCCCUAUAUACUAAACCUCCAGGAUGCAUGUCAUUUGCUAUCGCUAUGCAGCAAGCAAAUAUGCCAGCUGCCAGAGCUCAAAGAGAUGAUAUCAUAUGGCUCGAGAUUCAACUCUUCAAUGAUGUUAUUGUACUCACAGAUUUCUGAUCAUCUGAGAAAGGUUCUAUCAUUCAUGGAUAAGUCAGGCUAUGCCAUGGAGCACUUCAAUUACCAGCACAACAUGCUUAAGAUUGGUCAUGGUCUUGAGAAGAUCAGCAAAACUCAAUUUGCAAAUAUCCAUUGGUCGGCGGCUUCACUGCAAUGUGGUUUACCAGCAAUGCAAGCCAUAAUCAGUGAUUCAAACUUGGGAAUUGAUAUCAAGGGCCUAAAUCAUUUCUUCAAGGAGAACACAACUGAUUCUCUGAUGUUCCAAGUUGACCUUGCGAAACUCAUAGCAGUCACAGGGCCUUACACUAAAGCAAUUCAAUGUCUGGAAUUGGCCCAAACAACCUGUGCAGAUGUCUAUCUAUACUGGCUUGCCAUUGUCACACAGAUGGAACAACUGAUUCAGGGCAAUACAAUUCGACUAUGCAAAGAGACCAAAACUGCCAUUCAUGCAAUUACUAAUGCACAGUUCAAACAGAUGAUCAAUGAUGCACCAAAUGAUCCAUAUAUCACAGCAUUCUUCUCAAACCCAGAAUAUAGAGCAGCACAGAUCUACAAAAACAUCAAUCCUCUCAACUUGCCACCUAUUCAAUUAAGCAAAUCUAAUGGAACAUAUGCUGUUGUGUCCCCCAAAGAUGCGAUUAUCAAGAGAGUUGGCAUGAGUCUCCAAUGCAUGUUAAAGCACGAGUAUGGUGAUGUUUAUGAUGGGUCAUUGAAGGUCAAGCUCAAAGAGUAUUGCAAAGGUGCAGAUCCUUUCAACCGCAAGCCUUGUAAAAACAAGAAUGUUCAGGAUUGGUGGCUAGCUGUCCAGAAGGAUGAAAAUGUGCAGGCUCUCAUGAUCAAGUUAUAUUCCGUGGUACCAGUGCCAAUGGCUGACAAGAGGACUGUGUCAACUAUAAUGUGGCUCAAUAGCCCAACUCAGAGCAGACAAGACAUCACAACAUUAAAAGAAACCAUUCAAAUUCACCAGUGGCACCACUGGAAACCUGAUUCAGCAGCGUCAAAAACAGCUCCUUCAGUCAAAUGGUGUGAUAUGCAUGCAACCAUCCUUGGUGAUCAACAACCUGAGAAGCCAAUGGUCAUUCCACCACCAGCCCGACCACCUAUGAAAAGAGAUAUCACAAUGAAUGACUCAGAUGAUGAGACCAGCAAGGGAAAGUGGCCUGAUGAUGGUGACAAUGUGAGCCUUGAUGGAGAAGAAAGUGACAGGUUCGAUGUUGGUGAUCACAUCAACUUAUCAUCGGGAUUCCUUCUCGAUGUCCUCUCAGACCAGCCUGUGCAGCUUGAGCCAACCGCUCCCAUGAGUCACGGAGCUUCAUCCAAGCUGGUGGCUGAUGCUAUGACUUCGUCGGUGGCACUAAUGGAUGACGAGUGGGAGAUAUGGGAGUCUGCAGAGUAG